Molecule: messenger RNA, 435 nt
Organism: Protopolystoma xenopodis
Lineage: Eukaryota; Metazoa; Platyhelminthes; Monogenea; Polystomatidea; Polystomatidae
Source: the annotation of a GenBank genome assembly
CAAUUGGAUUUAGCUGGUGAAGGCGGAGUUUACGAGAGUGAGCCGAUUCGGCGCAAUGACGUAGUGAGAUAUGAUGAAUCCAUGGACAAUGAUCUGACCUCGUCACAAGCAAAAUGGGCUACGCAAGCCAAGCAGCGUUUUAUCGAGGAGGCCUUUAAGACUCAACAGAUCAAAGAGCGCACAAAGGUACUGAAGAUAACCAAUCGUGAACCAGUCGAUUCCCUCUUUCCUAUGCUUAGCUUUGGCAUCACAUUUGGACUUUUAAAUUUGACUAAGUUUCUCCUCGUCUUUCUUGAAUCUAAUCCUACAGACAAUGUACACAGCAAGUUUAGUCUGUUAACAUUAUUCAUAUUCAUCAAGGCGGGCGUAUCUAUUCGCAAUUUUGGCCCUGCGCUGCAACGUUUAUUGAGGCCAUCGAUUUAUGGACUAUACUAG